AUGGACGAGGCUUCUAAUAUCCAUAACAACUAUAAGGAUCCUAGGGGAGUUGGUGUAACGGUUAGUUUUCCUUCAAAAUCUUCGUCAAAAAUAAUUCUCUUGUUUCAGCUACGUGUCAAAGACAAAAAACUUCAUACAAGAGAUGGCAACUUUUCUUUUGUUUACCGGGCAAAUGUUUCUCAAAUCUUCGAGGACGGUUCUGAACAACAGCCUUCUCAAUUGGUCGCUCUAAAACAGACAAUUGUUCCAAGAGUUAGGGACUUUCGGGAACUACACAUACUUCGUUGCUUGUCUGUUCGCCAUCCUCAUCCAAAUAUUGUAAAACUAAUGUACUAUCGACGGCGCAAAUACUCGUCUGAUGUAAGAAAUGAAAAGUGCUGGGUAUACUUCUUAAAUGGAACUGGAAUUUGUUUUCGUAACUCUCAAGCUUAUAGUUUAGUCUUCGAAUUUGUACCUGCAACAUUAGCUCAGCUUAGAACAGAAUAUCAUAAAAAUAAAAAUGUGCUCGACAUAAAGCUUUGUAUAUGGCAGUUAUUCGCGGGAUUGGAUCAUCUUAGGAAGUUGCACAUCAUCCAUCGGGAUAUUAAGCCAGCCAACCUGUUAGUCAAUUCAACAACUGGACGACUUACAAUUGCCGAUUUUGGCUCAGCUAUCUAUUUGGCUCCUUAUACCGAUCGAUUCCAAGGAACAUAUGCAGUUACACGCUUCUACCGUCCUCCAGAAUUUAUUUUGGGAGCUGCACGCUACAACUGUAUGUCAGAUAUUUGGUCGGGCGGUUGCAUUUUUGCUGAACUUUAUUUGGGGGAAGCGCUAUUCCAAGGCAAUGACGCAUUUUGGCAAUUGCAGCUCAUCUACACUAAACUUGGCACCCCUUCGAUUGAUGACUUGAAAGAUAUGCACGUUCGUGAAUGCGAUUUUAUACCUGCUGUUGUAUCUCAGGCAGUUUACCCGUUUCGAGAGCUAUUUUUGAUAUUUGAAAAGCUUAAAUAUCCUGCAGACAAAAAUCCAGCAUCAUUAAUUGUGAAAAUACUUGAUUUAAAUCCAAAAAAGCGUCUGAAUGGCCGUCGUUUGUUGUUUGACGAAUUCUUUGAUGAACUUUUCCAACCAGGCAAGAAACGUAAAGGCGGGGGACUUGUAACGGAUGCUAUUAGUUUGGAAGAACAAAAACUUGUUUUCGGCACAGAAGUAUAG
Molecule: messenger RNA, 1191 nt
Organism: Meloidogyne enterolobii
Lineage: Eukaryota; Metazoa; Nematoda; Chromadorea; Rhabditida; Meloidogynidae
Source: the annotation of a GenBank genome assembly